AUGAAAGAGAAGCAUUGUGUUCCGGGUGUCGUUCAGGAGGAUGUCACCGAAAACAUUCGCACGCUUUUUAACUUUUUUUCGUGUCACUACGUAGCCAUAUUGAGAAGUCAUUUGGCCAAGGUUGGUUUAAACACGGAGGAGGAUGAUGGCUUGAACGAAAUCCUGAGUUUGGAUGAGUGCUUCGAACACGCCCUUGAGGCAGUCAGCAGUGAGCAUAAGCUGACAACGUACUGCAAACGCAAGUACGACUUAGUUGAGCCUAUAGAGUGUCACCUUGAUAGCGCUGAUGGUGAGAAAAGAGUUUAUCACUACAUCCCGGUCUUGAAAGUAAUAGAGGCUGAGCUAAAAAAAGGUGACGUAAUGUCGGCUCUCUUGACCAGUAACGCGCGACGGGAAAACAGGGAGUGCAUGACAGACUAUUGCGAUGGAAGCCUUUUCCAGAGGCACGAGCUCUUCGCAAGUGGAGAAUUUUCCUUGCGUCUCCACUUCUACACUGACGAAUUUACGGUAGUGAACCCGCUUGGCUCGAGAAAGAGCGAGUACAAAAUUGCGGCGUUCUACUUCGUUAUUGGCAACCUACCUGCGCAGUAUCAUUCCCAAAUGAAGCACAUUCAUUUGGCUAUGCUCUUCAAGCACAGCCAUUUGAAGAAUCACAGUUAUGGGGAAGUUUUAAAACCUUUAGUUUCAGACUUAAAAAAGCUUGAACAUGGGAUUCAGGUUAACACUGCUGUAGGAGCGUUAACAGUGCGGGCAGCGGUUGCAUGUGUCUGCAUGGAUAAUCUUUCAGCGCAUCAGUUCGGCGGAUUUUCGACAAGUUUUAGAGUGCGAAGAAUUUGUCGGUAUUGCAUGGCCACCUCUGAAACUAUGAUUGAAACAGAUGUUUCGACGUUCAAAUUAAGGACACUCGAUAUUCAUGAAAUUCACCUGCAAGCCGCAAAGGCGGAUCCUGAACUUAGCAAAGUGUACGGUGUCACUCGCGAAUGCCCGUUCUCGGAACUCAAGUUUUUCGACGUGACAGUCGCUUGCCCUCCUGAUCUGAUGCAUGACUUGCUGGAAGGCAUUGUACCCCGCGUGAUCAAGCUUGCGCUAAAAAAAGCUAAUUGA
Molecule: messenger RNA, 1104 nt
Organism: Ixodes scapularis (black-legged tick)
Lineage: Eukaryota; Metazoa; Arthropoda; Arachnida; Ixodida; Ixodidae
Exons: 1
Coding region: 1-1104 (367 amino acids)
Source: RefSeq, a predicted model, not a curated record